Nematocida ausubeli is the source of this 354-nucleotide messenger RNA. RefSeq lists its product as uncharacterized. The coding region runs from base 1 to 354 and encodes 117 amino acids. The record is from RefSeq and is a predicted model, not a curated record. NCBI's taxonomy places the organism in Eukaryota, Fungi, Microsporidia. The transcript has a single exon.
AUGAAAAAAAGAGAAACUAAGAGGCAAAUAGACUUAACAUCAGGAAUCCCAAAAGUCUCGCCCUGCCAGAUAUCCUUUCUUAUUGACGCGAUUUCUGAGUAUUCGGUGGACUAUAACACGCUAAUGGAGGAGUAUGAGAGCAGAGACCUGCGCACAGAAUAUCUGUUCAUGCUGCCUGAGAACCACGACCCGGCAAUAUAUCAGCUGAUCCCACUGUUCUGCAAACACUUUGGAAUACAGCUAUACCAGAUAAACGAAAAAAUAAGCACAAAAGACUCAGCGCCUCUCUUCAUCCGUAUUAGAAAAGGCGAUGCAGUUAUAGACCAGGUAAAGCAAGCCAUCCAAAGCAGUUAG